GAGAGGCUGCUGCUGCUGGUGCUGCUGGUGCUGCGUGGCCCCCUUUCCUCCUGGAGGUCUCCCCAGUCAUGUCCUUCCGGAAAGUUGUCCGCCAGAGCAAAUUCCGCCACGUCUUUGGGCAGCCCGUCAAGAACGACCAGUGCUACGAUGACAUCCGGGUAUCACGAGUCACUUGGGACAGCACUUUUUGUGCUGUCAACCCCAAGUUUGUUGCUGUGAUUAUAGAGGCCAGUGGAGGAGGGGCCUUCAUGGUGCUCCCACUACAGAAGACUGGGCGCAUUGAUAAGUCCUAUCCUACAGUAUGUGGACACACAGGCCCUGUUCUGGACAUCGAUUGGUGCCCACACAAUGAUCAUAUCAUUGCCAGUGGCUCUGAGGAUUGCUCUAUUAUGGUAUGGCAGAUCCCAGAGAACGGACUGACAUUGCCUCUGACUGAGCCAGUGGUGGUUCUAGAAGGGCACUCCAAGCGUGUGGGCAUCAUCACUUGGCAUCCAACAGCCCGCAACGUCCUUCUGAGUGCAGGCUGUGAUAAUGUGGUAAUUGUGUGGAAUGUGGGCACAACUGAGGAACUUUACCGUCUGGAUGAUCUCCAUCCUGACCUCAUUUAUAAUGUCUGCUGGAACCGUGAUGGCAGCCUGUUUUGCUCAGCUUGCAAAGACAAGAAUGUACGCAUCAUUGACCCCCGUCGCGGCCAAGUUGUAGCGGAAAAGGAGAGAGCCCAUGAGGGAGCACGUCCCAUGCGGGCCAUUUUCUUGGCUGAUGGAAAGAUCUUCACCACAGGCUUCAGCCGGAUGAGCGAACGGCAACUGGCACUCUGGGACCCGGAGAAUCUAGAGGAGCCCAUGGCAUUACAGGAGCUGGACUCGAGCAAUGGUGCCCUUCUUCCCUUCUAUGACCCUGAUACCAAUGUUGUCUAUGUUUGUGGCAAGGGAGAUUCAAGCAUCAGAUACUUUGAGAUCACAUCAGAAGCACCCUACAUCCACUUUCUGAACACCUUUACUAGCAAAGAGCCCCAGCGUGGCAUGGGAUGGAUGCCUAAGCGGGGUCUGGAUGUCAACAAGUGUGAGAUUGCCAGGUUUUACAAACUCCAUGAACGCAAAUGUGAACCCAUUAUCAUGACAGUGCCAAGGAAGUCAGAUCUGUUCCAAGAUGACUUGUAUCCCGACACAGCUGGGCCCGAAGCAGCCAUGGAAGCAGAGGAGUGGGUAGCGGGCAAGACUGCAGCACCCAUCCUGAUCUCGCUGCGUGAAGCCUAUGUGCCCACAAAGCAACGGGACUUCAAAGUCAAUAGGAGGAGCUUGUUGCAAGAGAACCGCCCUGCUGCCACACCCAGUGCUGGGCUGAGUGCCACACACCCCAGUGCCAUGACUCAGUCUGCUGUAGUGCCUGCUGUUAGCGUCAGUGCUGCCAGCGGGGAUGGAGGACAGAUCACAGAAGAGGUCCUGCGUGAGGUGGCAUCCCUGCGAGCACUCGUAGCUGCACAGGGCGAGCGCAUUGCACGGCUAGAGGAGCAGUUGAGCCGCAUCGAGAAUGGUGAUGUCUAGGGGCCUUGUCUGCCACAGAGGAGGAGACCCCACCAACACGGUUCUUCAUUCCUGCUUCAACUUUCUUUCUUUCUUUCUUUCUUUUUUUGAGCUGCCAGUGAUUCCUCUACACUGCCUCAUCCUCCGUGCCCUGUGGUGUGAGACAGGGAUGUUGCCCUCUCUUGCUGCUACUGGGAAUGCUUCCUUGGGUUUUAUCUGGGACCAAUAUCUCCUCUUCCUGUUGUUACCCUUGCACCUCAUACUCUCCAAGGGGCAAUGUGCUGGUCUCCCCACAUCUGCCCCUUUGCCUUACUUGUCAGGGUCCCUGGAUACUCUCCCAUUUCCAUGUUUGGGGUUGGCCUGCAUGUCCUCCCAGUGGGGAUCAGGACUGGCUGGUGGCUCAACCUGCUGUCUAUGCCCUCCACUGGGGAGAAGGCUGGUAUUCCCCUUCCCAAUCUCCUGGGGCAGGUGGGAUUGGCUAUUAGAAUAGUGCCUCCUAUGAUUCAGUGCUGGGGGUGGUCAUGCCUCUUCUCACCUCCUUUCCCUUGCUAAGACCACUAAGAUCAUGUUGAGGAUUCUUCUGUUUCCUCUUCUGAACUUCAUUUUUGCAAAGAGACCACAGAAGUGACCAGAGGGCCUCGGCUGAGAAAGAAACCUGCCAUCCAGUCACGGCCUGAAGCCUCUUGCCUCUGGGACCACUUCUCUUUUUCCUGCUCCUUCUCUCCCCAGAUUUCUUCAUCCCUCUCCAGCCCUCAAAAUGAAGCAGGUUCUAUCUAAAUUAAAGAGGGUGGGAGGAGGGGGGAGCUGUUCAGGGUUGAUACCUAUAUUUUCAUUCCAAAUAAAUGUCUAUAUAAAGCCACAGUCUAUUGCUGCCCCCUCUCUUUUUCCCACUAACCUGGUAAGUCAAAGUAAGUGGAGGUUCUUUGCUGGAAUGUUUGCCUCUGUCAAGCCACGGAUCAUAGUUACACCAACAUUAUCAUGACAUGAGACAACACAGUGCACUAUGCAGCAGAUAACUUCCCGAAGGAACCAGAUCUCAUUCCCAACACCACUUCAGGAGCAACAUAGACAUUUUUGUAUGUUUGCAGAAAAUCAGACUGUAUGUGAAAAGUUGCAUGUAUGUAAUAAACAACAUGGUUUUCUGACUUGAA
Molecule: messenger RNA, 2674 nt
Organism: Sceloporus undulatus (fence lizard)
Lineage: Eukaryota; Metazoa; Chordata; Lepidosauria; Squamata; Phrynosomatidae
Gene: CORO1B
Product: coronin 1B
Exons: 11
Coding region: 69-1544 (491 amino acids)
Biological process (GO): actin filament organization; cell migration
Molecular function (GO): actin filament binding
Source: RefSeq, a predicted model, not a curated record